This is a messenger RNA of Malassezia japonica, 2046 nucleotides long. It is a transcript of the gene MPS1, whose product is annotated as dual-specificity kinase. Gene Ontology annotation, biological process: mitotic spindle assembly checkpoint signaling; protein localization to kinetochore; meiotic spindle assembly checkpoint signaling. Lineage: Eukaryota; Fungi; Basidiomycota; Malasseziomycetes; Malasseziales; Malasseziaceae. The record is from RefSeq and is a predicted model, not a curated record. Gene Ontology annotation, cellular component: nucleus; kinetochore. The transcript is spliced from 3 exons. The coding region runs from base 1 to 2046 and encodes 681 amino acids. Gene Ontology annotation, molecular function: ATP binding; protein serine/threonine kinase activity; protein serine/threonine/tyrosine kinase activity.
AUGGAGAUGGCCAUGGCGCAGGGCGCGACGCCAGGCACGCCGAAGCGCGCGGGGACCGUGCCAGAUACGGACGCGAGUCCGCUGCCGACUCCGCCGCGGAUAAGUCAUAUCUAUAGCGCGGACAAUGCGUCCGGCGCGGCCGCGCCGCCGCCUCCGCCGCCGCCGCCGACCGACAGUCCGACACAGAAAGGCGCCGCGUUGGACGCGUGUGUGACGCCGGGGCCGCCGCCGGGAUCGCGCACGCUGCGUGGCAGCCUGACGAUGAGUACAGGUCCGCGCAGUGUGGGCAACAGCCUGCGCAAACUACGCUCGACGGUCCGCUCGGCAAGUGCCCACACCCGGCCGCAGCGCGUGUUGCGGCACAAGUUUGAAGAGGACGAGCAGGAAGCGGGGGAAGUUGAUGGAAUUGCGGCUCAUAAUGCGCCUGCGACAGAGGCAGGAACGACAGAGCCCGCCAAGGCAGCCAAAGAGCCUGCCGAGACCGACGCGCCGAACGAGCCCGAUACAGCGAGCACGUCUACGGAUCCUGCACACGCCACACUGCGCCUCAAGCCGACCGAUAUCCCCGAGAUUCCCGCAUUCCGUGCUCCAAAAACGCCUACAGAGCCCAAGGCCUCGGCCAUGCACGAGAUCCUUGCUGCGCCGAUUCCGCUGCCCACGAAUGAGCCGCGUGCAGGACUAGCGCGUGCGCCGCUGGCCGAGGUGCACAAUCGUGCCGAGAAGCCGGCAGAGAUGCAGGGCCGUGCGCCGCUGGCCGACGUACAGAAUCGUGCUGCAGAGAAGCAUGCGGCACUACGUGCCCCCGAAAAAGCCCCGGCCGUCACGCCGCUUCCCCCGCUUUCGUCGCAACCCCCCCCCGCGGCCUCGCCGGACCUGGAGAACGACUAUCUGCAGCGGAUGCUAAGCGAAGCAGAGCGCCAGGGCCGUGCCAACUAUACCCCCCCCAUGGGUCAGAAGCCGAUGGCGAAAGAGACGACCUUUCGUGGCUGCCGCUUCCUCAAAGUGCGGCGAGCCGGCGAAGGUGGUUUCUCGACCGUAUGGCAAGUGCGUGGCCCCCUUGCGAUCCCUGCCGCGGUUGCCGGCGAGGAAGGUGUCCGUAUGGAAGAGAUCGACGAGGCGCACCAAGGCUACUUUGCGAUGAAGCAAGUAUCCCUUCGCCGUCUGGAGCCCGAGUCGCGCGACGAGCUGGUGCAAGAAGCGCAGCUGCUAGAGCAGCUUGCGCAGCGCCCCGGCAACGAGCGCUAUAUCCUGCGGUACUUUGGCCACCGCCUCAACAAAGACACGCUAAAAAUUCUCCUGGAACUCGGCGAGAUGGACUUUGCGCACGUCCUCAAAGCACAUGCCCCCCUCGGCCACGCCCAGAUCUGCGACUACUGGCGGCAGAUGCUCGAGGCGGUGCACUUUAUCCACGAAGAAGGCAACCUCGUGCACACCGACCUCAAGCCCGCCAACUUUCUCGUGGUCGGCAACCGCCUGAAGCUGAUCGACUUUGGCAUUGCGCAAAAGAUCCCGCUCGGCACGAUCCACAUUUCGCGCGACGCGAUUGUCGGCACGCCCAACUACAUGGCGCCCGAGGCGAUCAAGAUGGCCAAGGCGCAUGGCCGCCGCGUCUACAAAGCCGGCAAAGCCAGCGACGUGUGGUCGCUGGGAUGUAUAUUGUACCAAAUGGUCUAUGGCCGCCCUCCUUUUGACCGCCUGCCUGCGGACCGCAAGUUGGACGCGAUUAUCGAUCCGAAGCACACGAUCGCAUUCCCCCCACACCGCGUCCUCGAUGAUCCAAGCUCUCCCCGCGUCGAUCCGCUGCUGAUCCGGACGAUGCAAGCGACGUUGCGCUACGACGCACAGCAGCGUGCACAGAUCCCCGAGUUGCUGCACGACCCCCUCAUUUCGACCUACCUCGAAGAAACGGUGACUAUAUCCCGCCAGAAGCUCCGCGAACUCGUGGUGCGUCUGCGGAUGCACGCCCUCCAAGGCGACCUGACCGAGGCCAACGCCGUGGAGCGCGCCGAUGUCCUCUUCCGCAACCUCGCCGAUUCUAGCACGUGA